Messenger RNA from Rhagoletis pomonella (apple maggot), 1650 nucleotides. Its product is annotated as secreted protein C. The record is from RefSeq and is a predicted model, not a curated record. Bases 1 to 1650 code for a protein of 549 amino acids. The transcript has 2 exons. NCBI's taxonomy places the organism in Eukaryota, Metazoa, Arthropoda, Insecta, Diptera, Tephritidae.
AUGGCAUUGGAGCUUCAACAACUGUUACUUGCUGUGGCAACACUAACAUUAUUGUCAAUUGUCUGCAACGCUGCUGUAACCCAAACUUCAUCAACAACCGGAGGGCGAACGUCAGCUGCGGAUGCGCAUGCCAGCCUUGCCCACAAAAACAUAGCCCAUGUCUAUGCAAAUCAUGUGGGAAAACAGCAACAACUCCAACAAUGGCCACACUAUUAUGAUUUUCGUUUCGAGCGGAACAGCAGUAGUGGCAACAAUAAUAAUGGCAUUGCUACUCCCACAGCUACAGCUGCAGACCCAACAGCAGCAUCGACAGUAGCAGAAAAUGCAGCACGAAAAACAACUCGUCGAAGUUAUGGUGGUGCCAGUGGUGGAGAAUGGCAAAAUGCUUACACUAUUGGUGGGAGCGGUAGCGGCAGCGGCAGCGGCAGCAGUGGCAGUAGUUACAACUAUGGGGCAGCAAAGCUUAAUGGUCUCACAAAUCUCUCGGGUUUGCGGCACAUUAGUAGCGGCUUUGGCGGCAGUGCUGGUGGUGCAACGGCAAAACAACAAAUACCAAUUUACGAAGAACAGCAAGAAAACGAUUAUGGCGCCGGCACAUUGGGUGCAUCCGGCACAGCAGGACAUAAUGCUGGGGGAAACAAUCAACACGGUGGCAGCAGCAGCAGCAGAAGCUUCGGUAGUAGCGGCAGCGGCAAUGGCUUCGGCAGCAGCGGAGGCUGGGGUAGUAGCGGUAGUAGUAGUAGUAGCAACAGCAAGAGCUAUAACUCUGCUAGUUCUCGCAGCAAUGAUGCCCUCAGUACGGCGCUAUACAAUUUGCACACAGCUGGCACACACAAUGGCUUCCAGUCUUCCUUUGGUAGCAAAUUUUCAUCAGCGAACUCGGCAACUCCUCAAUUCGAAUACCAAGUACAGCAACAACCCCAGCAACAGCUGUUGAGCAACAAAAUCCCCAAUGGCAAUUUUCAGCAUCGUUACGAUCAUAAUUCCGGCGGUUACGAUGAACUUUCAGCCGCUGCUACUUACGCACAUCAACAACACCAGCUGCCAACGGCAUCCGGACUGCAGCAUUUCGGAGCGCACGAUGCUAUCUCCUCCCACCACUCUGGCAUGGAUUCAGCAACUUCAAACGCUGACGUGGACAUUUCAUUUGUCCACCAUCAGAGUGAACAUCAUGGUGGUGAGGGGGGUGAGGGUGGCGAUGGCGGACAUGACGAGGUAGAGGCUUCGGGACCAUCAUACGAUGAUUCCGCUAAUUAUCUAGCUGAGCAGCACUCAGGUGGUGGUGGUGGUGAGCACGCACCCGAUGUUAUUAACUACAUUCCGUAUCCGGUGGUGAAGAAGGUGCACGUUCCGGUGCGCGAGCCCGUCCAGAUUCCCAUUCAGCAUGCGGUUAUCGUGCCCGUCAACAAGCCAGUACCCAUACACAUUCCAGUCACUAAAACUAAGCCUGUGCCGGUUGAGAAGGAGCUCAGAGUACCCGUCGAACAUGUGGUUCCAUACCCGGUAGAGAGACCAAUACCAGUGCCCGUGGAAAAGCGUGUCCCAUUUGAGGUUAUUAAGUAUGUAACGGUCAAAGUACCGCAUCCAUUCCCUGUGAAGGUGCCAGUGUUCAAGACCAUAUUGCACAAGGUGAAGGGUGGCAAAUGGUGA